Messenger RNA from Esox lucius (northern pike), 4565 nucleotides. It is a transcript of the gene pax7a, whose product is annotated as paired box 7a. Bases 381 to 1925 code for a protein of 514 amino acids. NCBI's taxonomy places the organism in Eukaryota, Metazoa, Chordata, Actinopteri, Esociformes, Esocidae. The transcript has 9 exons. The record is from RefSeq and is a predicted model, not a curated record. Gene Ontology annotation, molecular function: DNA-binding transcription factor activity, RNA polymerase II-specific; RNA polymerase II cis-regulatory region sequence-specific DNA binding. Gene Ontology annotation, biological process: anatomical structure development; regulation of transcription by RNA polymerase II.
AGCCUACUUUCAACCAGCAAGCAUACGUUUUCAAAACUAGCUGAUUACAAAGUAUAUCAAGGAAAAGAAUUAAAUAACCGUUGCCCAGUUACACAUUUGAGUUCAAGGUGCACCCCCUCCCUUUACACAGCACAAACCCUUUUACCAAAGGGGUCUUCUUUUACCCCAGCUACUCACCAAGCAGGUGACGAACAUCACUUUUUUCCUUUGGAAGGGUCUUAGUAUUCACGAGUUGCUGUCUGGGACUACGAUUUUAUACAUUCCUUUUUAUUCUUUUGAGAGAAGACGCUUAUCGGCAUAGAUCUACAUUUUAUUUUCUGGAAUUUGCGCUAGUAAGAAUUUGGUACCAGUGCCCACUCCGUGUUUCUUCAGUAGCUAGAAUGGCUACUUUACCAGGAACAGUGCCUCGAAUGAUGCGCCCUGCGCCAGGCCAGAAUUAUCCCCGCACCGGAUUCCCUCUGGAAGGACCUGAAUAUGUUUAUUGUGGAACAGUAUCAACCCCCCUGGGCCAAGGUCGGGUGAACCAGCUCGGUGGAGUGUUCAUCAAUGGGAGGCCGCUGCCAAAUCAUAUCCGACACAAGAUAGUAGAGAUGGCCCAUCACGGCAUCCGACCCUGUGUAAUCUCGCGACAGCUACGAGUUUCCCACGGUUGUGUCUCCAAAAUCCUCUGUCGGUACCAGGAGACCGGUUCGAUUCGCCCCGGGGCUAUAGGAGGCAGCAAACCCAGGCAGGUAGCAACUCCGGACGUGGAGAAGCGGAUUGAGGAGUACAAGCGAGAAAACCCCGGGAUGUUUAGUUGGGAGAUCCGGGACAAGCUGCUGAAGGACGGGGUGUGCGACAGAAGCACUGUUCCUUCAGGUGAGGCUUCUGUGAGCUCCAUCAGCCGAGUUCUCAGGGCCCGUUUCGGUAAGAAAGAUGAUGACGACGAUUGUGAUAAGAAGGACGAAGACGGGGAAAAGAAAACAAAGCAUAGCAUCGAUGGCAUUCUGGGCGAUAAAGGUAAUCGUACAGACGAGGGCUCAGACGUGGAGUCGGAGCCGGACCUUCCCCUGAAAAGGAAGCAGCGCCGCAGCCGCACCACCUUCACAGCCGAACAGCUGGAGGAACUGGAGAAGGCCUUCGAGAGGACACACUACCCAGACAUCUACACCAGAGAAGAGCUGGCUCAGAGGACCAAGCUGACUGAGGCGCGUGUGCAGGUUUGGUUUAGCAACAGAAGGGCCAGAUGGCGCAAGCAGGCAGGAGCCAAUCAGCUGGCUGCCUUCAACCACCUGUUACCUGGAGGCUUCCCGCCCACAGGGAUGCCCAGCCUCCCUACCUACCAGCUACCUGAAUCCUCUUACCCUGGCGCUACCCUGUCACAGGAUGGCAGCAGUACGUUGCAUCGGCCCCAGCCCCUGCCUCCGUCCUCCAUGCACCAGGGAGGACUCUCUGAUGGCAGCUCUGCCUAUGGCCUCUCGUCCAAUCGCCACAGCUUCUCAAGCUAUUCAGACACCUUCAUGAGCCAAUCAGCUGCCAGUAACCACAUGAACCCAGUCAGCAACGGCCUCUCACCACAGGUGAUGAGCAUCCUGAGUAACCCCAACGCGGUCCCCUCUCAGUCCCAGCAUGACUUCUCCAUCUCCCCCCUCCAUGGAAGCCUGGAAUCCUCCAACCCCAUCUCAGCCAGCUGCAGCCAGCGCUCUGACUCUAUCAAGGGGGUGGACAGCCUGGCCUCCUCCCAGUCCUACUGCCCCCCCACCUACAGUGCCACCAGCUACAGUGUGGAUCCUGUCACCGCCGGAUACCAGUACAGCCAGUAUGGACAGACUGCGGUGGAUUACCUGGCCAAGAAUGUGAGUCUGUCCACCCAGAGGAGGAUGAAGCUGGGAGAUCACUCUGCUGUCCUGGGACUACUGCAGGUGGAGACGGGACAGGCCUACUGAAACGCCCUAGCAACCGCCUGGCUCCACCCAGUCUAAGCUAACAUACGCCACCCUGCCGCCCUCUGCAGCAGGACACACCCACCCAGCAGGCUGUCAGGACGUGUUUGUGUGUGUGAGAAUGUCUUUUAGGCUCCUGACUGUGAGAGGACUGGUCAUAAGAACCGCCUUUCCGUCGACGCCCACCGGGUGGUCUCGCCCUCACCCGCAGGCUCCUUACUUUGGCUCGGCCCCUCCCCUGUGCCCUCCUCACCCCUGAUUGGCUCUGCUCGGACGACCUAGAGACGAUGUCCCCAAUCCGCAUGGAGUACACGCCCUCAUGCUGCCGGCUGCAUUCCAGUCCAGAACACACUCGGAGACACUUCCACAUGUACUUUGACCUUGUUGUUUCUAGUAGUUCACCAAGACCAAGUGUCAUUCAAAUGACAGUCACCCUUGUUAUUUUGAUUGAUAUUGUUAAUAUUAUCAUUGCUGUUCUGAUUAAGAUGUAUAUCAUCGUUUUUUUAUUGUUCCUUCAAAGUCUUUUUGUGUGAUGCUGGGUGUGUGUGUUGGCCCAGUCAGAAAGACAAGCUGAUUGUUUUCCAGGCUGCUGUUGCUCCUUCUGUUCCCUGAGCUCUAAUGUUGGUGAGCAAUUUGACCUUCCCGCGUUCAUGUUCAACUUGACAUUCCUAAAGAACUUGGCCACUCAGUAGGAUGUCUGGCUGGGCGGAUUCUACUGGGAAUUAGCAGCGCUUUGGCGGCCAAUGGCUUCCCCCCACCAACAUCCAUCCCAUCUUUAGCUGUACUCCACGGGGAGGAGGUCAUUGUUUGUAAAAACAGGAUUGGGGAAAUUAAUGUAUUUUGUUUAGAAAUGUAGUCCUUGCCAAGAAGGACUAAACCCACUACCCAGCAACCCUGUCUGCACAGAGCUCUGUGUGACUUUAGGUCGAGGAGAUUUAAGAGCACAGACCUAGUGGCAAAGCUAAUUCAAAAUGACCCUUCUCAUUACAUGUUUCUUUUGUUGUUCUUAGAUUAAUUAGGACAUUUUUUAAAGGCACAUGUAGCUGUUUACAACUUUGCUUUGGACCAAGUUGGCAUUCCUCUGAAACAUUCCUUCGGCAUGGCUGACUGAUGCAGACACAUUCCUGUUCUGCCCGUGAUGAGAUUGAGAAUACACAUGCUGUGCCAUUCACAUGCACUUUGGCAAAUCAAAUAAUCCAGUAAUUUUUGAAAGGGCACAGGUAACGGCCCCCUCUCUGGCUCCACUGGACAUUCAACUUCUGCGCUGACCGACACACUCACAGAAAUGUAAAAAAAAAAAAAAAACAUUUUUUUUAAGAAUAGCUGAUAUGAAACAUUUGUGUAGCACUCAUAGUUGACCUUUGACACAAUGAAUUGGGUUGAAUCCUAACAUGAAAUGGGUGAACGUUGACUCAUCCUGGACACCAUUGACAUCCUUCUAUGAGUUAUAUUCGCAUAUUUCAAGUGAGGAUUAAACCCUUAGUCGCUUAUAAAUGGAAAAUGUACAGUAGCCGGAGCAGAUUGUGUAUUGUUUGUUUAUAAAGAGUAUGUUUUAUACUAAAACAAAAACAAUGUUCAGUGGUAGUUAAGCAAGGGAUUUACGGAAGUCAAUGUAUCUUUUAGUUUUCUGACUGGUUUCUUUAUGUUUGUUGUUAUAAUUCAUUUUCUUUAAAUGCAGUGUUUUGCGUCCAGCCAAGUAGGGAAUUAUGUAUAUUAAAUUAGAAGACAAUUUCAUUAUACAUCCUCAAAUUAAUAAUUGAAUAAAAAAGGUAAAAACUCAACUAGUUCGGUUGCGAGAGAUGGACCAAUGCAUUUUGAUGGUGACAAGAUGUAACCUAUUACUCCACACCUACAAGUGCAACCCAAAGUACUGAAAAGUGUAUUCCUGCACUUGACUCAUGAUCUAAGUGCAGACCUUACAGUUGACCAUGAAAAUGUAUCUGACCUUUAACCUCUCAGUAUGAAUCAAUGUCCAGGGGUUCAGCAGUACAGCUUUGAUACCACUGACGGAUGGGGACCUGUCUUUUUUUUUAGAAAAGGGACGGACCCCAAUGUUCUCUGGCUAUGUGUAUCUAGAGUAAUGAUAACUGAACGACUGAAUACCGGCUGGCAGUCUCUGUUUAAUAAAGACCCAUUAUUGUGUAUAUUAAAAAAAUGACAUUUAAAAAAAAUCAAGUGCAUCAAAUCCAUUUCUAAAACUGUGUUAAUGGACAUUUGGAUAUUCAAAACAUUACUGUAUGACUCCUAUCCCCUACCCACCCACCUUCUGACCUCUAACCUGUUUACUUGCUUUAUGGCAUCUGUGUUUUGCUUUUUUGUGUUUUCCCUUUCUGUUCUGCAUGUAUGUAUAUAACCAUGGUAUAAUUUAUUCUGCUGUAUGAAGUAUUAGACUAGUGGGAACUUGUAUUGGUAUUUACUACCUUGAGCCUGUUGGUGUGAUUACUGUAACACUGGCCUAACUGUUAUCAAUUAAAGCUCUAAAACAGCCUGUUGGUGUGAUUACUGUAACACUGGCCUAACUGUUAUAAAUUAAAGCUCGAAAUCAGCCUGUUGGUGUGAUUCUUGUAACACUGGCCUAACUGUUAUCAAUUAAAGCUCUAAAACCUGCCUGUUGGUGUGAUUACUGUAACACUGGCCUAACUG